AUGGCCAUCACAUAUGCGUUGAAUACCCCAUUAACGCGAGAUCCAUGCAUUGCAGUGACUGUGCUGGGUGCUAUCAGCACCAUCACGACAGUAUUGAGGUUCUAUGCCUUGCGGUUGAGAGGAAUAAAACCGGGGGUGCCGGAGUGGCUCAUCGUCGCGGGAUUGGCCAUUGUUUAUAUCAAUAUUGCCAUUCAGUUUAUCCAUAUCCCAGUCACCAUUGCAGGAGGAGCAGGUAGAAAAGCUGCAGAAGUCGAUCCAUCGUCAGUAAUUAUCACGCUCAAGACAAUUCUCCCUCUGGAAGCCCUCUAUGGAGUUGUUCUAGGCCUCGUAAAAACGUCCAUAAUGCUCUUCUACUUUCGCAUCUUCAGCGCCAAACAAAGCUUUCGAAUCAGUGUCUUCGUGACAAUGGUCAUCGUCUGGGCGUGGUCUGUGAGUGUGAUUCUAGAGACGUUCCUUCUCUGCCGUCCGUUGGCUUACAACUGGGACAUCACUAUUCCCGGCACAUGUGGUGAUCGCAAUGCGACAUAUGUUGUCGCUGGAACGCUCAACUUGAUAACCGACUUGAUAGUCAUGGCUCUCCCUGUGCCUCAUAUUUGGAAGCUUCAGCUUAACGUCGCAAAGAAACUGGCGCUGUCCUGUUUGUUCUGUUUGGGUUUGUUUACAUCCAUCAUCAGCGUCAUUCGUCUGGUAUCCCUCAUGGCAAUCGACUUCACCGACAUCACAUAUUCCGUUCAUAUGGGAGUUAUGUGGACAGUCAUCGAGCCUGAGCUUGCCAUUAUCUGCGCUAACAUGCCCUUCCAAAAGGCGGUCUUAUCAAAGGUAGCACCAGGCUUGUUCUCAACAGCUCGCACCAAAUAUGGUGUUAGUGGUCCGCAAUCAUUCGAACGCCUCCAGGAUCCGCAGUACAAGAACACUCACAUAUUGUGUCGACUCGAUCGGGGUAGAAUGAACACACAUCUUUCGACCGCUCGCGGUACCGGAGAGCAGGAAGGAUUUGAAGAAAGCAUUUACAACUUCUCAGAUGAGCAGCGUCUUCACAGUCAGCCUGAGAAAAGUGAGAUCAGAGUGAACCAGAAAUUUGUUGUAAAAUACGGCUCAUAG
This is a messenger RNA of Talaromyces marneffei, 1101 nucleotides long. RefSeq lists its product as uncharacterized. The record is from RefSeq and is a predicted model, not a curated record. The coding region runs from base 1 to 1101 and encodes 366 amino acids. NCBI's taxonomy places the organism in Eukaryota, Fungi, Ascomycota, Eurotiomycetes, Eurotiales, Trichocomaceae. The transcript is spliced from 5 exons.